AAAGGUUACAUCAUUUAUGUAGGAACUAUUGAUUUUCAGUUCAAAGGUUAGCUUUCUUCGUUUCUAAAUAUAGUAGAUGGAUUUAUUUUUAUUCCUAAAUUAGAUCUAGGGUUUUUUGAGUUAGGGUUUUGUCGUCUUUAAUUUGUCCAAAUUAAUUUAUUUUAUUUCCAUUUAGAUGCUCAAUAUGUUAUAAUAUAACCCUUGACAAUUAUAAUUGUUCGAUUUUACUAGGGUUUUGACUAGGGUUAUGAAUUAGGGAUUUUUGUUGUCUUUAAUUUAUCUUUAAAAUUGAUCUGUUAUAUUUUGUUUAUGUGUUUCAAUCUGUAACAAUAUGAACUGUGAGGUUCAAUAUGUGAUAAAUGACCUGGGGAUCCCAAAUAACCUGUGAUACUUCUAAUUGUUGCAUAAACUUAAUAUGUAAAUAACCUGUGAGGUUCAAUAUGUAAUUUUUUUGAUUUUUGUGUACUAUUACAUUUCUAUCUUUAUUGUGUUUUUGUGGUCAACGAUUUCAGGUUUAUAAAAUGAGUUUUGAACUGAUUACUUUGAGAUUUUACCAUGUGGAGAACUUAAUAUGGGUAAGGUGAAGGGAAAAAAAGAAAAAAGAUAUGAGGGUGGACAAGUUACUGAAUUUUUAGAUGUUGAUGUAGAUAGGCUGUAUUUAUUUGAAUUUAGGGAUUAUGUAAAGUAUUUAGGGUAUAUUCCCAAACAAUGCUUACUAUAUGUUAAAUUGUCUAAUUGUUCUAAUUUAAAAGAAAUUAGGUCAGACAAGGACAAUUGAGAUUUCAAAGAAAUUGGGUAAUUAGCAAGUUUUGGAAGUUUUGGAAGCAGUGGUUGUUUUUCACCACAAAAAACUGAAUCCAAUAAACUACAUCUCUCACUGUUACAAUAGAGAAACUUACAUGAACACAUACAAUUUCUUCUUUCAAUCAGUUUUGACUAUGAAGAUGUGACCACAAUCACAGAAUAUCUCUGUUAUGCCACCUCUUGUUAGGUAGAUGCCAGGUAGGCCUGGAAAGAAUAGGAAGAAAGAAAAAGAUGAAAUCAAAAAGAAAACUGGAAAGUUAUCCAAAAGGGGGAUUGAGAUUUCAUGUGUCACUUGUCAUAGCAAGGGUCACAACAAAAGAAGAUGUCCAACAGGUGCACCUGCUGCUGGCACUAAUGCAAAUCCUGGCCCAAGUUCAUCUGCUGGUGCAGACCCAAGUGCAGUCCCAAGUCCAGCACCUACUGUUGGAAAAUGAAGAGGUUCAACUGGAAGAGAAAGGGGUAGACCACCAAAGAAUUCUACAGAAAAGUGUGCUGGCAGACCAAGAGUGGUUGGAAUGGGAUUACUUCACACACAAAGUGGAUGCACAAUUCUUAAUCCGGGAAUGUCAAGUGAGAGAUUCAAAACUACCAAGUCUUCAGUAUUUGUGACUAAAAAUCUCGGAUACACCAAAAAUCGGUGUAAAAUGAAAAAGCAAUAAAGUUAUGACCUCCAGGCAACUACAAGAAAUGAGAGGCAAAAAACAAAUGCAAACAAGGUCCGUGAUUGCACACUUGAGUCAAGAAAGCUCCAAUGUUCAAUCUCUAUGAGAAGUUGGUGUAGACUACAUUUAAGACUACAUUUACUGAUGUGAUUGCAUUUCCUUGUAUAAAGUUUGACUAUUAUGACUGCAUUUAAGACUAUGUUUUUGAUAAUUCACUGAUGUUGGCAGCUAGGACUGCAUUUAAGACUAUUUUUUGGUAGUUCACCGAUGUUGGUUGCUGUGACUGCUUUUUGUAACUGUAAUUAGUUCACUGAUAUUGGUGGCAGCUUUGACUGCAUUUUGUAACUAUAAUUAGUUUAAUAGUACUGAUCUUUUUUUAAAUGUAUUUGACAACAAUAUGUA
This is a messenger RNA of Capsicum annuum, 1868 nucleotides long. RefSeq lists its product as uncharacterized. Lineage: Eukaryota; Viridiplantae; Streptophyta; Magnoliopsida; Solanales; Solanaceae. The coding region runs from base 1036 to 1413 and encodes 125 amino acids. The record is from RefSeq and is a predicted model, not a curated record. The transcript has 3 exons.